GUAGAGCUCAUUGGAUAUAUCUGAAGCCACAACAUUUGAGUAUGGCUGAUGAUCUCUCAGUGUGAGUUCUGAACUUUCCAUACAGAGCUGUCUCCGCGUCAACCUGCUAGGAAAACAGAAAGAUGUCCCUGAGAGCUAAAUAUAUGUCACUUCUUCUACUUCUGAUCAUGAUCGAUGGCCUUGAUGGUGAAGAAUGUGAAAAGGUUCAUCUUUCACAGAUAAAUGAGACCGUGAUGAUGAGAAUCUCACUUGAAUGUGGACGCAACAUUACUGUUUCGGACAAUCCAGAAGAGUUGCUUUGUAAUUCACCAAUUUCAUGUUAUAUUGAGUGCUCCUCUUACAAUUCAAGUAAUAACAAAAAUUUCACAGAAUCAGAAACAUUUUGCCUGAAAAAACAUCAUGUGAAUAACACAAGAGUUGACUUCAGCUUAAAUGACACAUUAUCCAAUUGUACUGUGGUCGAUUGCUUGCCUGGUGACAUAAGUAAACUCCUGGAAAUGAAAGCGGAAAACCUGAAUAUGCCAAAAGACAUGAGAAACAUUCUCAAUAUUAAAAAAAUGUGCGCAGAGGUGAUCUAUCAUAAAGAUGUUCUGGAUACCUACAUUAGAGUGGAAAAGAAAGCCAUCCAUGGUAUUAUAAAUAUGGAUUUUUCUGGGCAAUCCAAGACCUACUAUGAGGAAGAUCUUUCCAUCGCUGUGAUUAAGAUUAAUUUAAGCACGACAAAUGAUUUUGUACAAAUCGCCGCUCCAGGGGUAGCAAAUUUUGAUGAAGUAGCUGAUAUACAGAUGCCGGAUGAGCCUUUCAAAAAUGAGAAAGAGAGCAAAAUUGGCAUAGUUACCUACGAUUGUGAUCAGCACUUAAAGUUUAAAGCGAAAAAUAAAGUUUUUGCCUCCAAAAUCAUGCGGAUUGAAGUCCCUGGACGUGACAUUGCAAAUUUGAUCAAUCCACUUAAAAUGAGCUUCAAACUUCAUUACACAAAGGACACAUCUAAUUCCAACCUGUCCUGUCAAUUCUAUGACGAAAACGGAAGCAAAACCUGGAAAACGGAUGGCUGUAACACCACUCUGAUCAGUGAUAAUGUUGUGGAGUGUUACUGUAACCAUAUGACCCCUUUUGCUGUGCUUCUGAUCAACUCAACAAUAUCCGAAAAGCAAUGGGAAAUCUUAUCGUACAUCAGCUAUGUAGGCUGCGGUCUCUCUGCUGUCUUUUCUGCCAUCACUGUCUUGUCAUUCAUUUUCAACAGUAAUGCCAGAGCAGAAGUGUCCAGCAGCAUUCACGUGUCUCUGAGCGGCGCUCUGUUUCUCCUCAACAUGAGCUUCAUGCUCAACGAGUGGGCCGCUACACUGGCAGUGAAAGAAGUGUGUGUGUUUAUUGCUGUGACGAUACACUACAGCCUGCUGUGUUCUUUCACCUGGAUGGCUAUUGAAGCCUUGCAUCUCUACCUUCUUCUCAUCAGAGUCUUCAACAUUUACAUCAAAUACUACAUGGUCAAGCUGUCUCUGAUCGGAUGGGGAGUCCCUGCAGUUAUUGUUGGAGGCUUGCUGUUCGCAGUUAACAGCAUUUAUGGUAUAACUGAGAUAACAUUUUCUGAUACGAAUGCAAAAAAUAACAUUUGCUGGAUCAGAGACUCUCGUGUCCUGUAUGGCGUGAACAUUUUCUACUUCUCCGUCGUAUUCCUGUUCAACUUAGCAAUCCUAAUCACAGUCUCCAGACAGAUCUUCAAGCUACGACAUGUGGGCAACAGACAUGACAAGAUGCCAGUUUGGAAGGAUGCUGGCACAGUUUUAGGCCUCAUGUGUCUGGUGGGUAUAACAUGGGGUUUGGCCUUCUUCGCCUCUGGAUAUACCAGCUACCCGAUACUCUACCUAUUCUGCAUCUUAAACACAAUGCAAGGGUUUUACAUCUUUUUGUGGAUGUGUGGUACAGCGAGGAAAAACAGAGCGCAAACACCUCAUUCCAAGUCUAAAUCCACUCUGGAGAGCUCCAAAUAAGAUCCUCUCUCGCCGUUUUCUUACUAAACCCUCUGACAUGAUUUUACAAGAAGACAUCUUCCAGCUGACCCACAGAAAUGCCCCUGGGUUAAUGAAAAUGACAUUUACACAACAGGCAAACAAAAAAAUGGCAAUCUUCAGAACUUUUCCUCAUAAGCUGUUCAGUUUCAUUUUUUUUUUGCACGAGUACUUCCUUUGGUAAUAACAGUGCAGCGAAGAAAAAAAAACUCUUUCCUCUUUGUAGCUGCAGACACUAAAACCUUAUCUAUGAUCUAAUCUCAAACCUACUUAUCAUAUCUAACAAAAAUAUUAAAAGCUGUGAUUUGUAAAUAAAUAUGGUAAAUGCACAGUUGUUCUAUUAUUAGUGUUUUUGAAUUUUAUAAUAAUUUAAUAAUAAAUCUAUAAUUCUGAAAUGUAUGUUUGAGCCUGUUUGAAACACAUUACAAUAAUGCCAUUUAUAUAUGUACAUGUAAAAGUUUUAUUGCAUUUUUAUGUCUGGGUUCUUUUCACCGUUACGUCACAUAUGUUUCGUGUUGGUAAGUUGGUAAGUAAGCUUGCAGUUAAAUGUGAGAUGGUUCUUUUUGAAGUGAUGUUAAAAACUAGGCUGUCAGACAGGAAACCACAGCAAUCACAUGAGACCUGUGCUUCAGAGUGGUGACAGAGACUACACACACUAGAGGAACAUAGCAUUCAAAGAGAGAAAUGAGAGGCUUGCACUGUUUUGUUCUUUGGAUAUUUCCAAUUUUUUCUUCCACAAUAGCUAAUAAAAACCGUGAGUAUUAAUAUGCUGUAAAUUUCAAAAUUUCAGCUCAGAAUCAUGCAAUUUUAACUCGAAAAGAGUGACUGUUUUUUAUAGUCAUGUUUACUCUGUUGUGACAUAGUAAUAUUGGAAGUAAUGCUUUUAUAAAUAUGUGAAAAAGUGUUGUGAUAAAGACUUGAAUUUGAAUAAUUGAUUGCAAUACUAUUUACAUCCCAUUAUAUAAUUCAUGUCUACAGGUGUGCGUUGUGUGGGAUUACAAAUUUAUUUAAAUGUUUAAUUUAGAUUCCAAUGUAAUAGUGUACAAACUGAAGAAGUUAUAUACAUUGUAUUUAGCAUUUAUGGUGAAGAUGAUGACAUCAGAUGAACGAUUCAAGAGGUCCCUGCCAGUUUCUGUUCUCUUAUUGUAAGUCUAAUGAGCCAGAUGACGGAGACUCUUGCCUUUUGUUUGUAAUUGCUCUUGAUGCCCCUGCCCCAAUCUUUGGGCAGUUAGGCUGAUUAGAUUAGGAGUGGUUAAAUGGGGCAGGAUUCUAUACCUGAAUACCUCAUUUGCAUGCUUAAAGGUCGUCACCCAGGUGCCUUGUUUUCACUCCUAAGCACUGCCCCCUAAAUGUAUUUAAAACUACAAUGUAUCACUGCUUUUAGUUUAGACUUGGAUGACUACAGCGACGCGCAGCGAGUUCUCAAUAAAGAGUAACUUCUGUAUGAAAGAUA
Messenger RNA from Onychostoma macrolepis, 3462 nucleotides. Its product is annotated as adhesion G protein-coupled receptor G3-like. Gene Ontology annotation, molecular function: G protein-coupled receptor activity. Bases 123 to 1991 code for a protein of 622 amino acids. NCBI's taxonomy places the organism in Eukaryota, Metazoa, Chordata, Actinopteri, Cypriniformes, Cyprinidae. The transcript is spliced from 14 exons. The record is from RefSeq and is a predicted model, not a curated record. Gene Ontology annotation, biological process: adenylate cyclase-activating G protein-coupled receptor signaling pathway; cell surface receptor signaling pathway. Gene Ontology annotation, cellular component: membrane.